Messenger RNA from Paramecium sonneborni, 276 nucleotides. NCBI's taxonomy places the organism in Eukaryota, Ciliophora, Oligohymenophorea, Peniculida, Parameciidae. The record is from the annotation of a GenBank genome assembly.
AUGGCACUUAAUCAUAUAGCAGUACAUUUAUUGGCAAUAAAAUGUUCUGCUAUGGCUUAAGCACAAACAAUAUCAAUUUCUCAACGCAAAAUUAAACAAUGUGUUAAUAAUACUCAAUCUGGACUUACUGAUAAACCAUGUAAUGAUUUCUCACAAGGUUGUGUCUCUAAUUGGAUAGGGGGUGUACACCAAAAGAAAUUACUUGUGAUUUACUAAAUGGUAAAUCUGAAACUUGCUCUAAGUUCAUAGGAAAUGGUUAGAAAUGAACUAGAAUGA